Messenger RNA from Brienomyrus brachyistius, 9902 nucleotides. Its product is annotated as rasGAP-activating-like protein 1. Gene Ontology annotation, biological process: negative regulation of Ras protein signal transduction; cellular response to calcium ion; regulation of GTPase activity. Lineage: Eukaryota; Metazoa; Chordata; Actinopteri; Osteoglossiformes; Mormyridae. The record is from RefSeq and is a predicted model, not a curated record. Gene Ontology annotation, molecular function: GTPase activator activity. Bases 506 to 2971 code for a protein of 821 amino acids. The transcript is spliced from 21 exons.
GCCAGCAUUAGCUGGCUGAUAUUCACCCCCCUACCACCCCCGGCUGCACGGAGGCAUUUUCGGAGCUGUCAUUUCAUCCAAAGACUGAUGUGCACCGGCUGAGCUUUUUUUUCUUCAUUGAUAUUUAUCUUUAUGUUUUAUAUUGCCAGUUGCUAUCUUUUAAGACGACUGCCUUGCUAUAAAAGUAUGACGGAGUGUCGAGAAAUCGGCGGUGUUGAUUUCAGUCCGCUUGUUCACGAGGAGUUCAUGGGCUCGGGGUGAUGCUGUCAUACAGAGCCGCAGCUCCUCGGGGGACUGUCACAUAUUCCUCUUGUCUAUAAAAUAUCAUAUCGUAUUACUGUAUUAAUAAAAGCGUAUGCUUCAAACGUAGGGACAUACUGCAAUAUUUAAGAACGGAGGUAUGGAUGCACAUGCCGGUUUGCGUCGGAUGUGACAAACCAGGCGCAUCAUUUUCAAGAACACAGGCUAACGGCGAGCGUUUUAAGAACCUAGAAAAGCGGCGAAAAUGGCGAAAAACACGUCUCUUUAUUUUCGCAUUGUGGAAGGACGGAAUCUGCCUGCCAAGGAUGUCUCCGGAACCAGUGACCCAUACUGUAUUGUAAAAGUUGACAGCGAGAUCGUCGCCCGGACAGCCACGGUGUGGAAAAAUCUGAACCCAUUCUGGGGAGAGGAGUACACCCUGCACCUCCCUACGGGCUUCCACACACUCUCCCUCUACGUCAUGGAUGAAGACACCAUUGGCCAUGAUGACGUCAUCGGGAAGAUCUCUCUGAGCAAAGAGGCCAUUGCGUCCCAGUCCAAAGGACUGGAUGGCUGGCUGAGCCUGCGGCGGGUCGAGCCGGACGAGGAGGUGCAGGGCGAUGUCCACCUCAGCCUGGAGCUGCAGACAACCGGCCAGAGGGCCCUCCUGCGCUGUGAUGUCAUCGAGGCCAGGGACCUGGCUCCUCGAGAUAUUUCCGGAACUUCUGACCCAUUUGCCAGGGUCCUUUUCAACAACCACAGCGCUGAGACCUCGAUAAUCAAGAAGACACGCUUUCCACACUGGGGGGAGCAGCUGGAGCUGGAGCUGGAGCCGAGGGAGCUCACUGAUGGGGGCAGCCUGACCCUGGAGAUCUGGGACUGGGACAUGGUGGGCAAGAAUGACUUCCUGGGAAAGGUGGAGAUUCCCCUCUCCUGCCUGUUGAAGAGCCCCCUGCAGGAGGGCUGGUUCCGCCUGAUGCCCCUCAGAAACGCCGAGGAUGACGCAGGGGGCAAGUUGGGUGCCGUUCGGCUGAAAGUUCGCCUCAUUGAAGACCAGAUCUUGCCCUCCAUGUGCUACCAGCCCCUGGUGGACCUGCUGGUGGAGUCGGUCAUCAAACCUGUGGAGGUGGAUGAUGUGAGUCCGUUGACCAUGCUGGAGGAGGUGACCAUGGCGGAGAGCCGGCAAGAUGUGGCCAUGACACUGGUGAAGAUCUACCUAGGCCAGGGCCUGGUGGUGCCCUUCCUGGACUAUCUGAACAUGCGUGAGGUCAACCACACCUCUGACCCCAACACUCUGUUCCGCUCCAAUUCACUGGCCUCCAAAGCCAUGGAGCAAUUCAUGAAGGCCGUUGGCAUGCUGUACCUACACGAGGUGCUGAAACCUAUCCUCAACCGGAUCUUUGAGGAGAAGAAGUACGUCGAAUUGGACCCAUGCAAAAUCGAACUGAAUCGAACCAGGCGGAUCUCCUUCAAGGGUGUGGUCUCUGAGGCAGAGGUGCUUGAGAGCAGCGUGGAGGUCCUGCAGGGCUACCUGUUGGCCAUCAUGGAUGCCAUCGUGGGCUCUCUGGCACAGUGCCCCAUCGUGAUGCGUGUCGUCUUCAAGCAGCUGCACAAGCGUGUGGAGGAGCAGUUCCCAGGGCCCGCACACGAGGAUGUGAAGUACCUGGCCAUUGGCAGUUUCCUCUUCCUGCGCUUCGUGGCUCCUGCCAUCCUGACGCCGAAGCUGUUCCACCUGCGGGAGCGGCAUGCGGAUGCACGCACUGCUCGUACACUGCUGCUGCUGGCCAAGGCUGUGCAGAGCAUUGGUAACCUGGGCCUCCAGCUCGGCCAAGGGAAGGAGCAGUGGAUGGCCCCUCUGCACCCUGUCAUCCUGAGCAGUGUUGGCUCCUUCAGAGACUUCCUGGACAAGCUCAUCGAUGUUGAUUGUGAGACCGUUUCUGACAGGCUGCAGAGGGCUCCAUUUCUGCCCUCGGUGACACUGAAGGAGGGAUAUCUGCACAAGCGCAAGACGGAGGGACCGCAGCUGCUGACGCGGUUUGCCUUCAAGAAGCGCUACUUCUGGCUGAACAGCGAGAGCCUGUCUUAUGCCAAGAGCCCCGACUGGCAGGUGGGCCCCGGGGUGAGGUCCUCCAUCCCCAUGGAGCAUGUUUGCGCCGUGGAGCGCGUCGACGAGAAUGCCUUCCAGCUGCAGCAUGUCAUGCAAGUGCUGAUGCGGGACGGGGACGGGCAGACAAGCACCAUGUACCUCCAGUGCAAGAACGUGAACGAACUGAACCAGUGGCUGUCGGCGAUCCGCAAGGCCAGCAUAGAGACCUCCGGUAAGCUUCCCUCAUACCACCCAGGGACACACAGAGGAGGAAGGUGGACGUGCUGUCUGCAGAGUGACCGAGCAGCUCACGGCUGCAGCCGAACACAUUCUGCUGUGACUCUGGGAGACUGGAGUGACCCUCUGGACCCUGACGCAGAGGCACAGACCAUCUACAAGCACCUUCUUCAGGGAAGGGACGCACUCAGGGAGAGGUACCUGGAGCUGCCGGAUGACGAUGCCGGGAGGAAGCACCUGACCUCCAGCCAGUCCUCAGACGACACAGCGUGUGCAAUGCUGCUGGGCCGGCGUGGACAAGCUGUGGCCUCCAGGCUGCUGGCCAUGGUGCUGGAGCUGGAACGUGCCCACCUGACCUUCCAACAGAGGGAAGCUGAGGAGGCAAUCAACCACAUCAUGACCCCCUAGGCUUGGGGGCCGUGGGGGGCUGGGGGCCCCUGGGUAUUGACAGUUCAUGUGCGUGGCUUACGUCCUGCUGGUUUUUUGUUCAUGAGUGGACGCUGAUUGGCUGAUUACGGCCGGGGCUUCAUUUCCCAUUCUGGAAACUUCUAAUCAAGACUGGUGUUGCACGCACCAUAUUUGUCUGUUGUGUCAGAGAAGCACGUCUGCAGAUUAUGGGCUCAUCAUGGAACCUCCUUCUCAUUGGACCUAUGGGAGACACGAGCAUUGGCGCACUGCCAAGUGUGUGAGUUUUUUUACUUUUAACCUUUGGUCCUUUGUGAGGUGGUGCCAGUCGCCAUAGUGACUUCUCAAUGGCCUGUGGUUUCUGUGAGGAGGUAGUGGUGUAGCUCUGAUUAUGUAAGAUGGCCGGUGGUCAUCCCACAGUCUGCAUUGUCUGUAUGCCGUAUAUCCUUCUGCAGUUGGAGCAUGUGCCCGUUCCUCAGAGUGCCAUUCUGUCUGGCCCCACCCCCUACUAGCAAAAUGUGUGUGGGGCCAAACAUGGGAGUAAGUGUGGGCAAUGACAUAUAUUUAGUCGACCUGCAAUCACAUGACUGCAAGUGUAAAUUUGACCGCCAUACUGGAGAAGCGAAUCCUCACACUGUGCAGCUUUUUGCUGCAGAAGCAGGUGUGGAUCUUUCUCCAGUGAUAUAACGACCUACCAGUUUGUGUGUUUAUUGAUCAUUGCAUACUGUUGUAAGAUUCAAGAAGUUUAUUUGUUACAUGCAUAGUUAUACAUGUACAACAUAAAGUACAGUGAAAUGUAGUCCUGAAUCACUCCUGAGACUUAAAUUUAGAUUUAAAUAAAAUAGAUAAAACGAAUUUCAGAGACUAAACUAAAUCUAAAAUGAAAUCUAAGAACUAAAUAGCAAAUAAGUGAUAUGAACACUCAAGUAAUUAGGAUUUAACGUGGCAUUGUGCUUGUCCAGUGCGGAUUCUAGUGAGAGUGAGGCAUGUCUUGGUUGAGGAGCCUGAUGAUCUGAGGAAAAAAGCUCCUUCUGAGUCUCUCUGUUCUUGUCAUGAGGCUGCGGAACCGUUUUCCUGAGUUCAGCAGACGGAACAGACACUUGCUAGGAUGGGAAGGGUUUUUAAUGACUUUGAUCGCUUUGGUCCUGCUGAGCCUGGUGUAGAUGUCCUGUAGUGAGGGAAGAUAAGAUCUGCAACUGUACUCUGCUGCUUUGAUCACUCAUUGCAGGGCUUUGCGGUCUUGGAUGGAGCAGUUACCAAACCACGCUGUGAUGCUAAUGGUCAGGAUUCUCUCAAUAGCACCUCUGUAGAAGGUCUUGAGGAUCGUAGAAGAAACCUUAAACCUCCUUAAUUGCCUCAAAUGAUAAAGUUGUUGCCUUGCCUUAGUAAUGUACUAUAUGUUUCAAAAAUCCUUAUCUGAAGGUGUGGUACCUUCUGAUUGGAAGCACGCCUUCAUAACGCCUAUUUUCAAAAAAGGGGAUAGAAGUAAUUUGUCUAACUAUAGGCCAAUCAGUCUAACUUGUAUAACUGGUAAAGUUAUGGAGGCUAUAAUCAAAGAGAAAAUGAUAGAUUACCUGGACUCCAAUAACAUUUUGCGGGAUAGCCAGCAUGGAUUUAGAAGAGGUAGAUCCUGUUUAACAAAUCUGUUGGAGUUUUUUGAGGAAGCUACUCAGGAAGUUGAUGAUAAGAAGGCCUAUGAUGUCAUCUACUUAGAUUUCCAAAAGGCUUUUGAUGUUGUCCCCCACAAGAGGCUCCUACUUAAACUCAAAGCGACUGGUAUUUUAGGUACCGUAGCGACCUGGAUUGAUAACUGGUUAACAGAUAGGAAACAGCGAGUAGUUAUAAGAGGCAUAAUGUCACAGUGGGCUUGCGUUCAUAGUGGGGUACCGCAGGGUUCGAUUUUAGGACCACUAUUGUUCCUAAUUUACAUAAAUGAUAUGGAUACCAAUAUAUACAGUAAACUGGUGAAAUUUGCAGAUGACACCAAGGUGGGUGGUGUAGCAGAUACUGAAUUAGUGGCUCAGCAGCUACAGCGGGAUCUUGAUUUAAUUAGUGACUGGGCCGAUACCUGGCAGAUGAAAUUUAACGUCGAUAAAUGUAAGGUACUCCAUCUAGGGAGCAGAAAUAUAAAGUACAGGUAUUUCAUGGGUGUCACUGAAAUAAAGGUAGCUGAUCAUGAGAAAGACCUUGGUGUGUAUGUUGAUGCUUCCAUGUCCCAUUCUCGCCAGUGUGGGGAAGCAAUAAAAAAGGCCAAUAGGAUGUUGGGGUAUAUCUCCAGGUGUGUGGAGUUUAAGUCAAGGGAGGUAAUGCUAAGAUUAUACAAUUCCUUGGUGAGACCUCACCUAGAAUAUUGUGUGCAGGUUUGGUCACCAUAUCUUAAAAAGGACAUUGUGGCCUUAGAAAAGGUGCAGCGUAGGGCCACAAAAAUGAUUCCUGGUCUUAGAGGAAUGUCAUACGAGGAACGGUUACUUGAGCUAAAUCUGUUCAGUCUCAAGCAAAGGAGAUUGAGGGGGGACAUGAUCCAGGUAUAUAAGAUUCUAACAGGUUUGGAUGCUGUUCAACCAAAUAGUUACUUCAGCAUUAGUUUAAAUACACGAACUCGUGGCCAUAGGUGGAAAUUAGCGGGAGAACAUUUCAAGCUGGAUUUAAGGAAGCACUUCUUUACGCAGCGUGUAGUCAGAGUAUGGAAUAGCCUUCCUGAUAAUGUAGUGCAAGCUGAAUCCUUGGGUUCCUUUAAAUCAGAGCUAGAUAAGAUUUUAACGACUCUGAGCUAUUAGUUUAGUUCUCCCCAAGCGAGCUUGAUGGGCCGAAUGGCCUCCUCUCGUUUGUAUAGUUCUUAUGUUCUUAUGUUCUUAUUACCAAAAGUAUUGGGACACCUGCCUUCACACAGACAUGAACUUUAAUGAUAUCUAAUUCAUAGAUUUUAAUAUGGAGUUGGCCCACCCUUUGUAGCUAUAAAAGCUUCAACUCUUCUUGGAAGGCUGUCCACAAGCUUUAGGAGGGUGUUUAUGACCAUUUUUCCAGAAGAGCAUUUGAGAGGUCAGGCACUGAUAUUGGACGAGAAGGCCUGGCUCACAGUCUCUGCUCUCAUUUAUCCCCAAGGGGUCAGGGUUCUGUGCAGGCCAGCUAAGUUCCUCCACACCAGACUCGCUCAUCCAUGUCCUUAUGAACCUUGCUUUUUGCAUUGGUGCACAGUCAUGUUGGAACAGGAAGGGGCCAUCCCCAAACUGUUCCCACAAAGUUGGGGGUAUGAAAUUGUUGAAAAUGGCAAUAUAUGAAUGAAAAUACUGCAGCAUUAAGAGUUCCUUUCACUGGAACUAAGGGGUCAACCCCUGAAAAACAAUCUCACACCAUAACCCCCCUCCACCAAACUUUACACUUGUCACAAUGCAGUCAGGCAAGUACCGUUCUCCUGGCAACAGCCAAACCCAGACUCCAUCAGAUUGCCAGACAAAGAAACGUGAUUCGUCACUUCUGGAUUGGUCAGUCCAGUGGCAGUGUGCUUUACACCACUGCGUCCAACACUUUGCAUUGCACUUGGUGAUGUAAGGCUUGGAUGCAGCUGCUCGGCCAUGAAAACCCAUUCCAUGAAGUUCUCUACGCACUAUUCUUCAGUAAAUCUGAAGGCCACAUGAAGUUUGAAGGUCUGUAGCUAUUGACUCAGCUCGCGUUCUGACUGUGUCAUCUUCCAUGUAUGACCCGCUGCCUUACUUCUGGUUGCCUGGCGAUUGGAGGGCACCGGCUUGUCAUCACCUCCCUGCUCCCAGGUUGUGUCUCAGAUUUUAUGAUUUGGACAGUAUGACUCGGCCCUUAGCCAUCUCUCCUAUUUGACUCUCCCUGCUGGCCCCUGGAGGAUGAGAUCCCCCAUUGAGUCUGGUCCCUCUUAAAGUUUCUUCCUUUUUGGGAGUUUUUCCUUGCUACUGUCGCUUAUGGGUUUUUUUUUGUUUGUUGUUUGUUGGAUGAAGUGACUUCAGAGUUAUUUAAUUGAAAUACAAGUAAUUUGUAAUUUGAAAAUUGGCCCGAAAAUGGCACGAGGUACUGUCCCCAGGUGGGUCCACCACCCGCAAGGGGAAUGUCAGGAGUUCGGUGCAUUCUGGAUCGGGUGACGGCCAAAGGAGGCCCUGGCUUUUGGGACACGGAAUGUCACCUCUCUGGUGGGGAAGGAGCUUGAGCUUGUGCGCGAGAUUCAGAGAUACCCACUAGAUAUAGUUGGGCUCACCUCAACGCAUAGCAUGGGUUCUGGAACCAAUCUCUUCGAUCGGGGCUGGAGUUGUGGCGGGUGAGCGGCGCUGGGCAGGGUUGGGGCUACUGGUGGCCCCGCAGCUCGGUGCAUUAAUAAUGGAGUUUACCCCAGUGAAUGAGAGGGCUGCCUGCGCCUUUGGGUUGGGGAUAGGUCUCUGACUGUCAUCUGCGCCUUUGGGUCGGGGAUAGGUCUUUGACUGUCAUCUGCGCCUUCGGGUCGGGGAUAGGUCUUUGACUGUCAUCUGCGCCUUCGGGUCGGGGAUAGGUCUCUGACUGUCAUCUGCGCCUUUGGGUCGGGGAUAGGUCUCUGACUGUCAUCUGCGCCUUCGGGUCGGCGAUAGGUCUCUGACUGUCAUCUGCGCCUUCGGGUCGGGGAUAGGUCUCUGACUGUCAUCUGCGCCUUCGGGUCGGGGAUAGGUCUCUGACUGUCAUCUGCGCCUUCGGGUCGGGGAUAGGUCUCUGACUGUCAUCUGCGCCUUCGGGUCGGGGAUAGGUCUCUGACUGUCAUCUGCGCCUUUUGGUCGGGGAUAGGUCUCUGACUGUCAUCUGCGCUUAAGCGCCAAAUGACAGUUUGGAGUACCCGGCCUCCUUGGAUUCCAUCGUCUUGCUGGGGGACUAUAAUGCUCACGUGGCUGACAGUGUGGCCUGGAGGGGGGUGAUUGGGAGGAAUGGCCUCCCUGAUCUAAACCUGAGUGGUGUUCUGUUAUUGGACUUCUGUGCAAUGCAUGGUUUGUCCAUAACGAACACCAUGUUCGAGCAUAAGGGUGUCCAUAAGUGGACAUGGUACAAACAUGCCUGGGCAAUGAUCGAUUUUAUAGUCGUAUGAUCUGAUCUGUGGCCUUCUGUCUUGGACACUUGGGUGAAGAGAGGAGCAGAGCUGUCAACUGAUCACCACCUGGUGGUGGGUUGGCUCAGGUGGCAGGGGAGGAGGCCAGUCAGACCUGGUAGGCCUAAGCACAUAGUGAGGGUCUGCUGGGAACAUCUGGCAGAGGCUCCUGUUUGCCGGAGCUUUAACUCGCACCUCCAGCAGAAUUCCAACUGCAUACCAGGGAAGGUUGGGAAUAUUGAGUCUGAAUGGAAAGUUUUCCGGACCACCACUGUGGAAGCGGCUGUAUGGAGUUGUGGCUGUAGGGUGGUUAGUGCCAAUCGUGGCGGUAAACCCUGUACCUGAUAGUGGACACCAGAAGUGUGGGGGACUGUCAUGCUGAAGAAGGAGGCCUACCGGGAAUUAUUAGUCCGGAGGUAGCUGAUGGGUACUGGCAGGCCAGGCGGAAUGCGGCUCUGAUGGUUGCGGAAGCAAAAACCUGGGCAUGGGAGGAGUUUGGUGAGGCCAUGGAAAGUGACUUUCAGCCUCAAAAAGGUUUUGGCAAAUCAUCCGGAAUAUCAGGAGGGGGAAGCAGCUCCUGGUUCCUACUAUUUAUAGUGGGGAGGGGGUGCUGUUGACCUCAGCUGGGGACAUCACCCAGAGGUGGUAGGAAUACGUUGAGGACCUCCUGAACCCUGCCUCAGAUACAUCUACAGUACGUGUACCGCCUGCGAGACAUCAGAGGGCACGGGGCCCGAGGGGGCUGGGGUGGACUUGCCCACCACUGGAGCUGAGGUGGCCAGGGUGGUUAAAGAGCUCCGUGGUGGCUGGGCCCUGGGGUGGAUGACAUCCACCCGGAGUACCUGAAGGCUCUGGAUGUUGUGGGACAAUCAUGGCUGACACGCCUUCUCAACAGCGCAUGGAGGUCAGGGGCAGUACCGCUGGAUUGGCAGCCCGGGGUGAUGGUCCCCUUAUUUAAGAAAGGGGACCGAAGGGUGUGUUCCAACUAUAGGGGGAUCAGACUUCUCAGCCUUCCUGGGAAAGUCUAUUCCGGGGUAGUGGAGAGGAGGGUGAGAUCGAUAGUUGAAUCUCGACUGGUGACCAUACAGACCCUUCCAGACUUGAUCUCCCCGUGGCAGUGGUGUGACCACACAUACCCUUCCCGGCUCGACUUCCGUUUGGCAGACGCAGGACCACACAGAUCCUUCCCGGCUCGACCUUGGUUUGGCAGGUGCGUGACCACACAGAUCCUUCCGGGCUCGACCUUGGUUUGGCAGACGCGUGACCACACAGAUCCUUCCCGGCUCGACCUCGGUUUGGCAGACCGUGACCACACAGAUCCUUCCCGGCUCGACCUCAGUUUGGCAGAUGCGUGACCACACAGACCCUUCCGGGCUCGACCUCGGUUUGGCAGGUGCGUAACCACACAGAUCCUUCCUGGCUCGACCUCGGUUUGGCAGACGCGUGACCACACAGACCUUUCUGGGCUCGACCUCGGUUUGGCAGACCGUGACAACACAGACCCUUCCGGGCUCGACCUCGGUUUGGCAGACCGUGACAACACAGACCUUUCUGGGCUCGACCUCGGUUUGGCAGACAUGUGACCACACAGACCUUUCUGGGCUCGACCUCGGUUUGGCAGACCGUGACAACACAGACCCUUCCGGGCUCGACCUCGGUUUGGCAGACGUGUGACCACGCAGAUCCUUCCCGGCUCGACCUCGGUUUGGCAGACGCGUGACCACACAGAUCCUUCCCGGCUCGACCUUGGUUUGGCAGGUGCGUAACCACACAGACCCUUCCGGGCUCGACCUCGGUUUGGCAGACGCGUGACCACACAGAUCCUUCCCGGCUCGACCUCGGUUUGGCAGACGCGUGACCACACAG